This is a messenger RNA of Pseudophryne corroboree (corroboree frog), 883 nucleotides long. RefSeq lists its product as uncharacterized. Lineage: Eukaryota; Metazoa; Chordata; Amphibia; Anura; Myobatrachidae. The transcript has 5 exons. The record is from RefSeq and is a predicted model, not a curated record. The coding region runs from base 33 to 845 and encodes 270 amino acids.
UGUGGUCAGUCCAUGUCUCAGCAAUCUGCCUGAUGUUUUUGGCACCUAAGUUCAUAUCUUCCCUAGAAAUAAAGCCAAGAAAAGUGCCCCGUGGGACUGAUGUCACUCUGACUUGCCCAUCGAUAAAAGCAGACGCAUCAUCGCUUUCUGUUUCUGCUCCUUCAAAAAGUAACAUAAGACAGUUUUAUUACAACGAAACCUUGUACAUCGUUAUUUCAGAUUUCUGCCAACAGCACAAAGGCCCCUAUUUAUGUGUAAAAGAUGACAAAGUGUCCUCCGGAACAGUGUUAGAUAUGACCGAAUUGAAAGUCCGUCCACCAGCCUUAGUUAAUGAUGACAACAUCAUGGCACUUACAUGUUCAGUGUCUCACCUUAUAUUGGAUAACAACAUUCUGUUAGUGUGGGUACAAAUGAAUGGAUCUAGCUCUGUUCCUGUAAAGAGCCACAGAGUCACCAAUAUGUUAACGGAAAACAUACUAUUUAUGAAGGACAUUAAUAUGAAUGACAACACAACAAACUUCACGUGUUUGGUGUUUACUGAAAACAACUUGGUUACUUUACUUCCAAUAAAGUUGAAUUACACCAGAAAUCUCAAAUUGGAGCCAACGUCAAGUCUUCAAUCCAACUCAAGUCCGGCCUCAUUCAAUGAAGACACACCCUCAUCCUCAGGAAUCAAUGUAUUGCGCAUAUCAGUUCGCUCUGUGAUUUCCAUAAUGAUCUUGGUGCCUUUUAUUGUAUGCACAAUACAGUUUUCAAGGUAUAUAGGUGCCGUGUAUAAAGACACAACAACGUCAACUUCAAACCUCAAAGGCGAAAACGAACUAUACGUGAGAUUUGAAAAGUGAAACAGAGACUAUGUGAUACAUAGAGUGUUUGUUGAAUA